AUGCUCAUCGAGUCAAACGGUGUCAAGGUUCUCCUCGUUCUCUAUGACGGUGGCAGGCACGCCGAGGAGGUCCCUGAGCUUCUCGGAACCACUGAGAAUGAGCUUGGUCUCCGCAAGUGGCUCGAGGAUGCCGGCCACACUCUCGUCACCACCUCCGACAAGGAGGGCGAGAACUCAAGUUCGACCAGGAGCUCCUUCCACCCCGGAUACCUCAACGCCGAGCGUCUCGCCAAGGCCAAGAACCUCAAGAUCGCCAUCACCGCCGGUAUCGGCUCCGACCACAUUGACCUCAACGUCGCCAACAAGACCAACGGCGGCGUCACCGUCGCCGAGGUCACCGGCUCCAACGUCGUCUCCGUCGCCGAGCACGUGCUCAUGACCAUCCUCGUCCUCGUUCGCAACUUCGUCCCCGCCCACGAGAUGAUUGAGCGCGGUGACUGGAACGUCGCCGAGGCCGCCAAGAACGAGUACGAUCUCGAGGGCAAGGUCGUCGGCACCGUCGGCGCCGGCCGCAUUGGCGAGCGCGUCCUCCGCCGCCUCAAGCCCUUUGACUGCGGCGAGCUCCUCUACUACGAUUACCAGGGCCUCUCCGCCGAGGUCGAGAAGGACAUUGGCUGCCGCCGCGUCGCCACCGUCGAGGAGCUCGUCGCCCAGUGCGACGUCGUCACCAUCAACUGCCCCCUCCACGAGACCACCCUCGGCCUCUUCAACAAGGACCUCAUCGCCAAGAUGAAGCCCGGCUCCUGGCUCGUCAACACCGCCCGCGGCGCCAUCGUCGUCAAGGAGGACGUCGCCGAGGCCCUCAAGAGCGGCCACCUCCGCGGCUACGGUGGUGACAACCCCUUCGGCGGCGGCAACGCCAUGGUGCCCCACGUCUCCGGUACCUCGAUCGACGCCCAGAAGCGCUAUGCCGCCGGUGUCAAGAGCAUCCUCGACAGCUACUUCUCCGGUCGCCACGACUACAGGCCUGAGGACUUGAUCAGUGCAUCGCCCAGGGCCACACCCCUUUGGGGCGGGCAUCUUCCGGAAGUCCGACUUCUCCCCGUGGCGGUGUCCAGCAACAAGGACCUGGAGUCGCCCGUCCUGCACGCGGAAGUCAACUGCAUAAACCAGUUUUUCAAGCUGCCGGAACCCGCGCGCCCGUCCGUGGACGACGCCCUCUUCAUCUCGACCCACGAACCGUGCUCCAUGUGCCUAAGCGCGCUGGCCUGGGCCAACGUGAAAACCGUGUACUUCACAUUCACGCACCAGGAUACCAGGGACAAGCUCGGCAUGAAUGAGGACAUUGAUAUCAUUGAAGAACUCUUCCUCGACCGAGGGGAUCGAGAGGCGGCAGGAUCGGAAACAGAUGGGCCCCGGUAUAAUAGACGAAACAAGUUCUUUACUGCGGCUCCGAUUAGUAGCCUCUUCGACGCAGUGGCAGAUGAGACCCUCAAAGAUGGGCUAAAGGAUAGAAUGAACCAGCUACAAAAGGCCAUGCUUUCCGCGUCUAGUACUCUACAGACAACGGGCAAAGACUGA
Molecule: messenger RNA, 1521 nt
Organism: Parascedosporium putredinis
Lineage: Eukaryota; Fungi; Ascomycota; Sordariomycetes; Microascales; Microascaceae
Source: the annotation of a GenBank genome assembly